AGCAUCCACGUUCUCUCUGUCUCACUCACUCACUCACGAACCUCCUUGUUUGUUCUUGAUUGAAAGCUAAGUCUCUCUCUUUCUCUGAUAUGUGUGAAUGCCAAGACAGCCCCAUCAACAACAGCAGCAGCAGCAUCAUAAAGUGAACCUUAGACACCCAUCAAACUCAAUUCCCCAUCACAUUCUUUCCUCCCUAUACAUAUUCUCCCCAAUUUGGUAUGCCAUACCACCUGAGACCCGACUUGGCCUAUUGUCUCUUCAAUUCCACUAGUCCCUGCUUCUCCCGGAUCUUGAAACGCAAUGGCGCUUUUCAGAAAGUUCUUUUAUCGGAAGCCACCUGAUGGCCUCUUAGAGAUCUCCGAAAGGAUUUAUGUUUUUGAUUGCUGUUUCAGCACGGAUGUCUGGGAAGACAAUGAGUAUAAAGUCUACAUAGGAGGCAUAGUCGCUCAACUUCGCGAACAGUUCGUUGAUGCUUCAUUCUUGGUCUUUAACUUUCGAGAAGGAGAAAAACAAAGCCUGAUUGCUAACAUAUUGUCUGAGUAUGACAUGACUGUAAUGGACUACCCGCGACAAUAUGAAGGUUGUCCACUUCUCACAAUGGAGACAAUUCACCACUUCUUGAGAUCAAGUGAAAGCUGGCUAUCACUCAGUCACCAAAAUGUUCUCUUGUUGCAUUGUGAACGAGGUGGAUGGUUGGUAUUGGCCUUCAUGCUGGCUGCACUCUUAAUUUACAGGAAGCAGUACACUGGGGAGCACAAGACGUUAGACAUGAUCUAUAAGCAAGCCCCUCAAGAAAUUUUGCAGUUAAUGUCACCUCUAAAUCCAAUGCCUUCACAGCUGAGGUAUCUUCAGUAUAUUACAAGACGAAACGUCGGAGCACGGUGGCCUCCACUGGAUAGGGCACUUACGCUGGACUGCAUAAUUAUUAGAUUAAUUCCUAAUUUGGAUGGAGAGGGUGGUUGCCGUCCAUUGUUUAGAAUAUAUGGACAGGAUCCUUUCAUGGUUGUUGAUCGGACUCCUAAAGUUCUCUUUUCUACCCCAAAACAGAGCAAACUCGUACGACAUUACAAGCAGGCAGAUUGUGAACUAGUUAAAAUUGAUAUUCAUUGCCAUAUCCAAGGGGAUGUGGUUCUAGAGUGUAUUAGUUUGGAUCAUGAUCUGCAACAUGAAGAGAUGAUGUUUCGUAUCAUGUUCAAUACAGCCUUUAUAAGGUCCAAUAUUCUGAUGCUUAAUCGUGAUGAAAUAGAUACACUAUGGAAUAUUAAAGACCAAUUUCCCAAGGAUUUCAGAGCAGAGAUUCUUUUCUCCGAGAUGGAUGCCGGUACUUCUCUUAUAUCAAUUGAUUCGCCUGGUUUUGAGGAGAAAGAUGGCCUUCCAGUGGAAGCAUUUACAAAAGUCCAGGAGAUCUUUAGCAGUGUGGAUUGGCUAGAUCCAAAAACGGAUGCAGCACUUAAUGUGCUCCAGCGGAUUGCGUUGUCAAAUGCUAUUCAGAAGCUGGACAGUGGUUCAGUCAAUACCACAGAACCAACUGCUGAAGAACUUAAUUCAGAAAAUAAUAUCAGGUGUCCUACUUUCGUGGCUCGGGGGAAACACGGCAGUGUUUCCGCAGCUCAGGGGAGACAUGGCAGUGCUUCUGCUGAUGAUCCAGAAACAGGAGAUAAUACCAAGACUACCACUCAUGUGGCUUUAGGAGAGCAAUCUAUGUCGAACUUUGAAGUGUCUGCAGAUGCCAGUUUUAGUAGAAAAAAGUUUGAAUCCCAAGAACUGCAAGUAGCUCUCCAACGGUCUGCCCAAUCUAAAUUCAUAACUCAGCGAGUACAUAAGACUCUACCUGCACCAGUUUCAUAUUGUAGUUCCUUGCAAGUAUCACCAGUGUCUAUGUCAAGAUAUCAAAGUGCACCCUCAGCCCUUGGCAUUACAGCUCUUCUACAUGAUCACGCUGCAUCUAGUAGACAAGAUGAAAUCACACAUCCUGUGAUUGUAUCUCCAUCUUCCCUCUCCUGUUCAGCUGCUGAUUUAACUGCACCUAAAUCUGUGCAGCCUGGUCAGCUGUCUAUUUCCACACCUCAACUACUAUCAUCAUCACAAACACCACUGCAGUUGCCAUUGCAAUUUCCAGGGAAUGCAACAGUAGCAAAGACUCCUGCUGUUGUUAAUCUGCCGUCUCACCUGCCAGCAGCAGUUCCCCAACAAACUCCAAAUGCACUCCAAGACUCUGAAAAUACAUUACAGGGUACAAGUCAAUCUGCAUUACUUUCUUCUUCCCCUCCUCCACCUCCUCUUUCAGGGGCAUCUCCAUCAUCCUUUGUUAAGAGCUCAGUGUCAACUCUACCUCCACCCCCACCUCCACCCCAUUUUGGUUCAAGGGCAUCUCCAUGUCUCUCAGUCAAGAAUUUUAUUUCAUCUCCUCCCCCUCCCCCUGCUCCUCCAAUCCCUUCUUUCUCUCAGGCAGCCCUAUCAACCUCGUUCAAGAACUCAGUUUCUGUUCCGCUUCCUCCCCGUUCCAUUCGAGGAACAUCCUCCAUGAACAACUCAGUUUCAGCUCCCAAUUCGCUUUCACCUCCGCCUCCUCCUUCCUAUCCAGGAACAACAUCCUCUGUCAAGAACUCUGUUUCAGCUCCCCCUCCCCCUCCCCCUCCACCCCCUGGUUCUGCUUCUUCUUCAGCUGCUUGUCCCACUUCUUCUGGACUGCAUAUGGAGUCAACAGCAGUCAUCAUGUCUGGUCUCCCUCCACCGCCUCCACCUCCUCUAUCAACUUCUGCCAUUACAUCUGCAGCGCCGCCGCCACCCCCUCCUCCAGCUUUUGCAUCAAAGCAAUCCUUGUCCAAGAAUUCGGUACCUGUACCACCACCUCCUCUUCCCAAUGGGGUUUUAAAAACUGCUGAUUCCAUCCCAACAUCUCCUUCAAGGGCUGGUAAUCUUGAUGUAUCUUCAAUUCCAGGACCACCUCCUGGAGUUCCAUUUAGUGCAAAGGGACGGGGUCUAUCACGUACCAUUUCAAGAAAUCAGGCUCAACCUAAAAAGGCAAAUCUGAAGCCAUACCAUUGGUUAAAAUUAACACGAGCAAUGCAAGGAAGCUUGUGGGCAGAGGCUCAAAAACCUGAUGAAACAACCAAGACACCAGAGUUCGACAUGUCAGAACUUGAAAGUCUUUUUUCUGCCGCUACUCCAACAACUUCAGAGGGACAUUCAGGGGGGAAAUCGGGACGCCGAGCCGCAGGACCUAAAUCUGAGAAAGUUCAGCUAAUUGAGCUAAGGCGGGCUUAUAACUGUGAGAUAAUGCUUACUAAAGUUAAAAUCCCAUUGCCUGAUUUGAUGAGUUCAGUGCUUGCCUUGGAUGAGUCAGCAUUAGAUGUUGAUCAAGUUGAGAACCUCAUAAAGUUUUGUCCAACGAAAGAAGAGAUGGACUUACUAAAGGGGUAUAACGGAGAUAAGGAAAACUUGGGGAAAUGUGAACAGUUUUUCCUAGAAUUAAUGAAAGUACCACGAGUAGAACCCAAACUCAGAGUUUUCUCAUUUAAAAUACAAUUCCAUUCCCAGGUUUCUGAUCUUAGAAAGAAUUUGAACACUGUCAAUUCGGUAGCAGAUGAGAUCAGAAAUUCAGAAAAACUGAAAAGGAUCAUGCAAACCAUUCUUUCUCUGGGUAAUGCCUUGAAUCAUGGAACUGCAAGAGGUUCUGCUAUUGGAUUUCGAUUGGAUAGCCUCCUGAAGCUCACUGAUACGCGGGCUCGGAAUAACAAAAUGACUCUAAUGCAUUACCUUUGUAAGGUGCUUGCGGAAAAGCUGCCAGAACUUCUUGAUUUUCCGAAGGACCUUGUAAGUUUGGAGGCUUCAACAAAGAUACAAUUGAAAUAUUUGGCAGAGGAAAUGCAAGCCAUUAGCAAAGGCCUAGAAAAGGUUGUACAAGAGUUGACAGCCUCAGAAAAUGAUGGUCAUGUGUCGGAAACUUUUUGCAAGACGCUAAAGGAAUUUCUUGGUUAUGCUGAAGCUGAAGUGAGGUCAUUGGCUUUACUUUAUUCUAAUGUGGGUAGAAAUGCAGAUGCACUGGCUCUUUAUUUUGGGGAAGAUCCUGCUCGGUGCCCAUUUGAGCAAGUUGUAUCUACGCUGCUUAACUUUGUGAGGAUGUUUGUCCGAGCUCAUGGGGAGAAUUGUAAGCAACUUGAAUUCGAAAGAAAGAAAGCCCUGAAAGAGGCAGAAAAUGAGAAGAUGAAAGGGGGGACGCUUUCAAGAAGGGAGUCAGGGCGCUUGAUACAGACUCCCAUUAAGAGUACCAAUAUUAAAUCCUAAUGAAUCAUUUAACUAUGUUCUUUUGAGCAACAAGCUCUUCUGCCUGUGUGGAUAUAUUGCCCCCACCGAUGAAUGAAUGUCAAUUUUUAUGACUUGGAGAAGACUGCCAUAUCAUUGAAAGUAAUGUCAGAACGGGGAGACGUUCUCUGCAACAGAAGUUGAUUGUAGAGUUCAUGCAGGAGUCCCUUGGUUCUAAAUUUUCCAUUAACUAUCAGAUGAGCAGCCAAUUGUAGGGGUCUUGUUGUAUAAAAAUGCCCCUAUAUUAUUAGUUUCCUCUUUAAUAAUAUAGUUACAAAGCCCUGUUCUUAGUUGUAGGGUAGAUAGUAUGAUUUUCUAUUUCAGAUAUAGGAAUGUAAAUCUUGAUUUGAGAUGAUAGUAAAAGAAAUAUAUUAUUAAAUCAAUUAGUUA
Messenger RNA from Argentina anserina (silverweed cinquefoil), 4695 nucleotides. RefSeq names its product formin-like protein 18. Bases 301 to 4287 code for a protein of 1328 amino acids. Lineage: Eukaryota; Viridiplantae; Streptophyta; Magnoliopsida; Rosales; Rosaceae. The transcript is spliced from 18 exons. The record is from RefSeq and is a predicted model, not a curated record.